AUGCAACCAGGCAUCUUGUCGCCAGACCACACCCGGGUUUUCGGGGAGUUAGCAGGCGCAACAGUCCGCGUUGCCCUGUCGCGGACCGUUAGCGCCAGGUACAAAAACGAUGGGUGCCCUCCCUCUUCGUGGCUCUUCUUGGCCAGAUGCGAUCUCCCGUCAGCCAAGAAUCUCUUCCCAGAUCCCCGGAUUGGCAUCAUCCCAUUUUCGGACAUAAUGGCAGCUGAACGCACAGGAUCCCAAGACUCCAUGAUCGAGAUGGACGCUCAAAACAAAAUGACAGAAAAGCCGGCCGCCUACGACCCCAACUCGGACUUCGAAGCCGCCACUAUCGUGCCCGACCCAUCAGAGAGAGGAACCACUUCAGGCAAAGACUCACCCGCCGUGAACGAUGAGGCUGUUCAGGAUCCCAACAUUGUCGACUUCGACGGUCCCGAGGACAUGGACAACCCCAUGAACUGGCCCAUGAAGAAGAGGUGGCAGAACAUCGCCGUCAUCUCUGUUCUCACCAUCAUCACCCCCCUCGGCAGUUCCAUGUUCGCACCCGGCAUCCCCAGAAUCUUGGCCGAGUUUGAAGAGAGCUCUUCCACCGUCGCUACCUUCAUUCUCAGCGUUUACAUUCUCGGUUUCGCCUUCGGACCUCUCCUCGUCGCUCCUCUGAGUGAGAUUUACGGCAGAUCUGUGAUGUACAACACGGGCAACGUCUUCUUUUUCAUCUUCACCAUCUGCACGGCUCUUUCCAAUGGCAUUCCAAUGAUGAUGGCCUUCCGCUUCCUCAUGGGUGUGGCCGGUUCAGUUCCUAUCACUCUCGGCAGUGGCAGUAUCUCCGAUAUGAUGCCUGUCGAAUUCCGCGGUCGUGCCAUGGCAGUCUGGGCCAUUGGACCUCUUCUGGGACCAUGCAUUGGUCCGGUGGCUGGUGGCUACCUCAUUCGCGCAGCUGGCUGGCGUUGGGUCUACUGGCUCAUUGCCAUCGUCACUGGCCUCAUCGCCGUCUUCACCUUCUUCACCCUCCGCGAGUCCUACGCGCCCGUCAUCCUCGAGCGCAGAGCCGCUCGCCUCCGCAAAGAAACCGGUAACCCCCUCCUCCGCUCCAAGCUCGCCGACAACACCACCACUCCGGCCGAGAAGCUCAAGACCGCCCUCGUACGCCCCAUGUACUUCCUCUUCCGCGUCCCCAUCGUUACCCUCCUCUCCCUCUAUGUCGCCGUCACCUAUGGUAUUCUCUACCUCCUCUUCACCACCUUCUCACUUGUCUUCGGUCAGAACACGCUUGGCAGCAGCUACGGCUUCGGGGAGGGUGAGGUCGGUCUUGUCUUCAUUCCCUCCGCCAUUGGCAUGGCUCUCGGAAUUGCAAUCUUCGGUGCCAUGAGCGAUAAGCUGGUCACGCAAAAGAUCAGCAGCGGAGAGAAGCACAAGCCCGAGAUCAGACUCACACCCUUCCUGACCAUUCCCGCCGGUGUCACGCUUCCUAUCGGCUUGUUCUUGUACGGCUGGACCACCCACUAUGGCGUUCACUGGAUCGUUCCCAUGAUCGGCGUUGUGAUUUUCUGCUUCGGACUCAUGGGUAUCAUGAUGGCUUGCCAAAACUACUUGCUGGAUGUCUACCCUCAAAACGCCGCCUCUGUCACCGCCGCUCUUGCUGUGCUCAGAUCUCUUGCUGGCGCCCUCCUCCCUCUGGGCGCUAUCGACAUGUACAUUGCCCUUGGCCUUGGAUGGGGCAACUCCCUCCUUGGUUUCAUCUCCCUCGGGCUGAUUCCCAUCCCUCUUCUCUUCUUCUUGUUCGGAGAGAGGAUCAGAGGCGUCAAGAAGGUGCCCACCGCCACUGAGGCCUGA
This is a messenger RNA of Podospora anserina S mat+, 1833 nucleotides long. RefSeq lists its product as uncharacterized. The transcript has 2 exons. NCBI's taxonomy places the organism in Eukaryota, Fungi, Ascomycota, Sordariomycetes, Sordariales, Podosporaceae. The record is from RefSeq and is a predicted model, not a curated record. Bases 1 to 1833 code for a protein of 610 amino acids. Gene Ontology annotation, biological process: transmembrane transport. Gene Ontology annotation, molecular function: transmembrane transporter activity.